Aspergillus steynii IBT 23096 is the source of this 1935-nucleotide messenger RNA. RefSeq lists its product as uncharacterized. Lineage: Eukaryota; Fungi; Ascomycota; Eurotiomycetes; Eurotiales; Aspergillaceae. The coding region runs from base 1 to 1935 and encodes 644 amino acids. The record is from RefSeq and is a predicted model, not a curated record. The transcript is spliced from 2 exons.
AUGAGAUAUACUAUCCCUUCGACGCCCUCGGCCACUCAUGUCCACGCCGCCAUUGUGGGCAUGGGCCCCCGAGGCACCAGCACAUUGGAGCGCCUCUGCGCGUCCGCCACCGAAUUCCUGUCUCCAGGCAUGCGAUUGACAGUCCAUGUCGUGGAUCCCUCACCGCCAGGAGCCGGCCGGGUCUGGCGCACCGAGCAAUCCUCCGAGCUGCUGAUGAACACCGUCACCUCGCAAGUCACCCUCUACACCGACGAGAGCAUCAUCUGCUCCGGUCCCAUCCAGAACGGGCCCAGCCUGUACGAAUGGGCCGCGCAAGAGAAGCUCGACCUGGGGUCGGACGAGUACCCGACGCGCGCGCAAUACGGACACUACCUGCAAUGGGUGUUCAGCGAAGUCGUGCGCACCGCUCCCCCCCAGGUCGAGAUCGAGGUGCACGCCGCGCGCGCCGUCCAGCUCGACGACGCGCGCGAGGACAGCGAGGGCCGCCAAACCCUCAAGCUGUCCAACGGCCGCAUCCUCUCCGGCCUCUCCGCCGUCAUCCUCUCCCAGGGCCACGUCCCCCUCGUCCAUGACCCCAAGCUGCUGCAGCUCAGCGCAUACGCCACGCAGCACGGCCUGCGCUACAUCACCCCCGUCAACCCCGCCGACGUCGACCUCUCGACCAUCCAGCCCGGCGAGCCCGUCUUCCUGCGCGGCCUCGGCCUCAACUUCUUCGACUACAUGUCCCUCCUGACCACCGGCCGCGGCGGCCGCUUCGUCCGCACCACCAGCGGCUCCCGCUACCACCCAUCGGGCCGGGAGCCUCGCCUCUUCGCCGGCUCCCGCCGCGGCAUCCCGUACCAGGCACGCGGCGACAACGAGAAGGGCCCCUACGGCCGCCACAUGCCUCUCCUGCUCACAGACGAGCUGAUCGAAGGGUUCCGCCAACGCGCCGAAUCGGGGUCCCACCCUCCCGACUUCCUCAAGGAAAUCUGGCCCCUCGUCUGCAAGGAGGUGGAACUAGUGUACUACGAAGCGCUCCUGCGGCAACACAAGCUGAAGACGCGGGACUUCCGGCCUCGCUUCCUCGCCACGAAGCACCAGAGCGUCGAGGAAGGCGACGUGCUCACUGACUUCGGCAUCUCCGAAGAGCACCGCUGGUCGUGGGAGCGCAUCUCGCGACCCUACGGCGAGCGACGGUUCACGGCCGGCGCCUGGCGCGACUGGCUGCUCGAGUACCUGCGCGAAGACGCGCGCGAGGCGGCGCUGGGCAACGUCAACGGGCCCUUGAAGGCGGCGCUGGACGUGAUGCGCGACCUGCGCAACGAGCUUCGUCUCGUGGUCGACCACGCAGGGGUGUCGGGGACGUCGCACCGCGACCAUCUCGAUCGGUGGUAUACGCCGCUGAACGCGUACGUGUCGAUUGGGCCGCCGCGGCAGCGCAUCGAGCAGAUGGUGGCGCUGAUAGAGGCCGGGGUGCUGGAGGUGCUGGGCCCGCGGCCGUCGGUGACGGCGCAGGACGGCGCCUGGACGGUGCACUCGCCGGAGGUGCCGGGGCUGAAGGCGCGGGUGACGACGCUGAUUGAAGCGCGCCUGCCGGAGCCAGACGUGCGCCACACCGGCGACGAGCUGAUGGCGCAUAUGCUGCAGAACGGACAGUGUCGGCCCUACACGGUGGAUGGGUAUGAGACGGGUGGCUUGGCUGUGACGAAGAGCCCGUAUCAGGUGGUGGAUGCGCAGGGGCGCGCGCAUGCGAGACGGUUCGCGGUGGGAGUGCCUACGGAGGGAGUGCACUGGGUCACGGCGGCUGGGGCCCGGCCGGGAGUCAACUCGGUGACGCUGUGCGAUACGGACGCGGUGGGACGAGCGGCGCUGUCGGUGGCCGUGGCUGAUAUCGGGCUGGCAGAGAGGCUGGCCGACUCGAAGGCUCAAAAUACCCAAGUGGCUUGCUACUGA